AUGGGCCGCACGAACCGUGGCGUCCAGGCCGCCUCCGACGAGACCCUCACCCCGCCCGACGUCCUCGCCGCCAACCAGACCCUCGUCCGCGUCGUCAAGCCCGAGGGCAACAACCUCUUCCUGUGCGCGCUGCCCGGCCAAGAGACUCUUGUCCUAGAACUCGCACAAAAGUUCCGCAACACCAUCUGGAUCAAGCGCGGCGGCUUCGCCCUGGCGGAGCGCUACGAAGACGGCGCCACGGACACGCGCGCGCAGGGCGAGAUUAUCAACAUUGUGCGGGGCGAAAAGGAGUGGCGCAAGAUGCCGUACUGGCCAAAGGAGUUUGCCAAGGCCGCCUACGACCAGGACGACUCGGACGAAGAAUCGACCGUGGGCAAGAUGCCGCCCAGCGACUCGGACGACGAAUAG
Akanthomyces muscarius is the source of this 408-nucleotide messenger RNA. RefSeq lists its product as uncharacterized. Gene Ontology annotation, cellular component: nucleus. NCBI's taxonomy places the organism in Eukaryota, Fungi, Ascomycota, Sordariomycetes, Hypocreales, Cordycipitaceae. The transcript has 2 exons. The record is from RefSeq and is a predicted model, not a curated record. Gene Ontology annotation, biological process: translational initiation. Gene Ontology annotation, molecular function: translation initiation factor activity; RNA binding. Bases 1 to 408 code for a protein of 135 amino acids.